Molecule: messenger RNA, 1453 nt
Organism: Ceutorhynchus assimilis (cabbage seed weevil)
Lineage: Eukaryota; Metazoa; Arthropoda; Insecta; Coleoptera; Curculionidae
Source: the annotation of a GenBank genome assembly
AUUCAUUCGCUUUAUUUUCUUCUGCAACUUUCGACAUUCAAAAAAUUCUAAGUUGGUCGCCUGAGAGAGUACUCGAUAGUUGCGAGAAACAAACGACGUACAGCCUACAUUUUCGUACACGACAAAUUGGUUCGAAACGUAAGAGCAGUUCAGUACCUCUGGCGCGAUUCAUUUUGAUUUUUGCUAGAAAGCAGUAGUAAUACCACACUCGUGAAUUUUUUUAUUGCGGUACUGUAGUUAUUGUUUCGUGCACGCAAAAGGGUGGUUUUUUAAGGAGUAAUUUAUCAUGGCUGAUGUAAAAGGUACUGGUAGUUUCAGGAGCAACAGUAUCAUUGGCGUAAACGAGUUCACAGACAACAGGGCGUUAUGGAAGAUGUUGCUUGCAGAAUUUCUGGGAACGCUCCUCUUGGUGGCCGUAGGAUGCGGAUCUUGCAUCAACAUGUCUGGAUAUCUAGACACACCGAUCGUACAAAUCGCUUUGACUUUUGGACUGAUGGUUGCUACUAUAGUACAGGCUAUCGGUCACGUUAGUGGAGGUCACAUCAAUCCAGCAGUCACAAUCAGCAUGUUCGUUACAGGAGAUAUCAACCUGAUCCGUGGGAUCCUUUAUAUUGUGGUCCAAUGCAUUGGCGCUAUUUGUGGUGCUGGUAUUUUGAAGCUGAUACUUCCAGAACGCAACGUUGGUAAUCUAGGCAUUACAAGCGUUUCAUCUGCCAUUUCACUCCCAUGUGGAAUGGUGUUCGAGCUUAUUUACACUUUCGUACUCUUGUUCGUCAUCCAUGCAGUUUGCGAUAGCAGAAGAUCAGAUUUGAAGGGAAGCGCCCCCUUGGCUAUUGGACUUGCUGUCGCUGCAGUACACGUCAGUGGGAUUCACUUCACCGGUGCCAGUGUGAAUCCAGCUCGUUCAUUGGGUCCAGCAGUAAUCAUGAAUAUUUGGGCAGGGCACUGGGUUUACUGGAUUGGUCCAAUCAUAGGCGGCAUCCUAGCAGGCCUGCUCUACAAAUUUGUUUUUAAGACACGCAAAGGAGACAAUAAUGGUUCUUACGAUUUUUAAUCCAACAAUGUUUUAUUUAUCAUUUCAUUUUAGAGACAUUUUUAUAAAAUGUUUUAGAACUCAUUAUCGUACGUCACUAGUUAUCUUAAGCACUUUAUUGCUACAAAAAUUUGCUAGGCAAUAAUCUCCGAUUUUCUGUCAACAUGAUUAAUUUGAAUAUAAGAUAUUGAUAGAAAAUCACUACAAAAAAUAAUAUUUUGGUUUUUCAGUGGUAAACCAACAUAUGCAAAAUUUACCAAAAAUUAUUGGUACUGUGAUUAACAUUAUUUUUGCAACAAACUGGCAUGAAGUUUGUAUAAAAAUAUCAUUUUAUAUAGUUUUAUCCACGUAGUAGAUAUCCAAGAAAUUCUGUAUACAUUUUGUUUUGUAAAUAUAUCAGUAUUAUUAAAUGUAUACGAA